This is a messenger RNA of Vicia faba (fava bean), 771 nucleotides long. Lineage: Eukaryota; Viridiplantae; Streptophyta; Magnoliopsida; Fabales; Fabaceae. The record is from the annotation of a GenBank genome assembly.
AUGGUGAAUGAGCAUUUGGAGUAUGUGUUUGUGGCAUUAGGACUAUUGGUGUUUCUUUUGUACCAUAUGUGGCUUCUCUUCACUAUUCUUGGUGAACCUCGUCGAACUAUCAUUGGCUUAAACGCUGAGUCUCGUCAUCAAUGGGUUUAUGCCAUGAUGAGUGAUCCCUUCAAGAAUGGCGUUUUGGCGGUCCAAACAAUCCGCAACAAUAUCAUGGCAUCGACUCUUCUAGCUACAACAGCAAUCACUUUAAGUUCACUGAUCGGUAUUGUCACUAGCAAUCCGUGGAGUUCUGACGACACGUCUUCCAUACUUGACAAUACUCGUACAAUCAAACGUAUUUCCAUUACAAUCUGCUUCCUUGUUGCGUUUUUAUGCAAUAUUCAGUCUAUAAGAUGCUACUGUCAUGUCAGCUUCUUAAUCACCGCGCCUACACUUCGAGAUAAAGAGGCGUAUAUGGAAUAUAUUGGUAAGGUCAUGAAUCGCGCUAGUUACUCUUGGUCACUUGGAUUGCGAGCAUUUUACUUGUCAUUUCCUCUCUUCCUAUGGAUUUAUGGACCUAUACCGAUGUUUGCUUGUUCCUGCUUGACAUCAUUCGGUUUGUACUUUUUGGACACUACUGCUAGAAUCACAAGGGAUCUUCACACUAAUUCGUUCACCAAGGAGAGUAAUGAUGUAGAAUCUGCUGUGGAGACUGAUUAUCAUCUUUUAGCCGGUAACGAUUUAGCUCAAAAUGCAGCUCUAGAUAAUGUGUCUAUACAAAUUGCUUAG